AAGAAACUAGAAUCGGUAAGAGACGUGAAGUCAUCGAGACCAGGACAUUCUGGUGCCCACCAGACUAUUAUCAAAAGUGGAAAUUUAUUUUUACUUAAUUUAAUUAUAAAUUAUAAUACUAUAUUAGUUUUCAACGUUGCUUAUGCAGGGCCCGCCGUGGGUUUAUUAAUUAUUUUAAAACAUCCGAACAAUUAAAAAUUGUAUUGAUAUGCAUGUGUUGUGAUUUUAUGGUAUACGUGCGGAACAGCGAACACGGCCUUCGUUUUUAGAUUUUACAGUGCACAAUAUUUGUCUCGUUUCGUUUCUCAUCUGAAAACUUAGUAUAUAUACCAUGGCCGCUACGAGGAGACUUCAAAAAGAACUUGCAGAUAUUCGCGAUUCUGGACUUAAGUCAUUCCGUGAUAUUCAAGUUGAUGAAACAAAUAUAUUAGCUUGGCAAGGACUGAUUCUACCUGAAAAUCCCCCAUAUAAUAAAGGAGCAUUUAGAAUAGAAAUUAAUUUCCCUGCAGAGUAUCCAUUUAAACCGCCUAAGAUCAAUUUUAAAACUAAAAUUUAUCAUCCUAACAUUGACGAAAAAGGUCAGGUUUGUUUGCCGAUCAUUAGUGCUGAAAAUUGGAAACCAGCUACCAAAGCUGAUCAAGUUAUUCAAGCGCUGAUAGCCCUAGUCAAUGAUCCUGAACCAGAACAUCCUCUACGUGCGGAAUUAGCAGAAGAAUACUUGAAAGAUCGUAAGAAGUUUUUUAAAAAUGCUGAAGAUUAUGCCAAAAAGUUUGGUGAAAAAAGACCAUCUGAUUAGAAUGUAUACAAUGAUACUUUUACACAUGAGUGUCGUUGAACUAUUAACAACACCGACUGCAUUACACACAUUAAACAACGACAAACAACAACUUUUCACCAAUAUGUGUAAUUACACAAUUUCGAGCAAUUAGUUGAGAUUACAAGAUUGUAACCAAUAUUUCUAUCACUACAAUAAACACUAUAAUUUGAAUAAAGGUUUUAUUUUUAUGAUCAGAGAAAUAUAAGCGUUAAUGUUUUAA
This is a messenger RNA of Melanaphis sacchari, 1037 nucleotides long. It is a transcript of the gene Ubc10, whose product is annotated as ubiquitin-conjugating enzyme E2 L3. The record is from RefSeq and is a predicted model, not a curated record. The transcript is spliced from 4 exons. NCBI's taxonomy places the organism in Eukaryota, Metazoa, Arthropoda, Insecta, Hemiptera, Aphididae. Bases 332 to 796 code for a protein of 154 amino acids.